GAUUUCAUGAGUAGAAGAGCAGUAUUCGACAUCGCAUUGAGUAACAGUGGAUUCUACGUUUUGUUCCAUCGAAAUAAUUGUUUAUAGAGAAAAUUUUCAUUACUCGCUACUUGAGUCUUCUUAAAAUUAUUUGUUUAGUUGUGUGAACAAAAUGAAAGUGGAGGCGACUUCUCGCCCCAACUGUUUACAUCAAAGUUAUUUCUUUCGUGUGGUUUUGUGGUCGGCUUCGAAAUACUCAUUAGUUUCAACAGAUGACACGGAUAAGCCGAUGAAAUCGAUCGGUUUUCUUCGAUAUCGAAAGCAAAUAUUCAUCGGGAUGUUGGUGUUGGUGGUCAUUUCAAUCUAUUUAUUCAGUCAAUAUCCGAUCGGACCAGAAUUUGGAACCAGUUUUGGUGCUAAAUCAUGCUAUGAACCAACAUCAACGAGCUAUGAUGAUAUUAUUCUCUUUGAAGACAUCUAUGAGGCUGAAAAACAACCGACUCCCGAUCGAUCGAUAUUUUUCAUUGAAACGUCAUGCGUAAGAAAUGGACUGGCCGCACUAAAUGCAAGGCAGGCAUGUGCGGUCGAAUCAGCAGCGCGUUGCAAUCCAGAUCGAGAUGUUUUUCUGCUAUUUCCGUCGCAAGUUGGAUUCUCCGAAAGUUUAUCAAGACCAGUCAUGAAAUCUCUACGCUCGUAUCAUAACAUUCACUUUCGACGAGUGAAUUAUCGCAACUAUUCCAUAGGUACGCCGGCUGAACAAUUUUUCCAAACCGACAAAAUCUUCAAGUCAACAUAUUUUAUUGAAACCUUCUCGGAUUUGCUAAGAUAUUUAACACUUUACCGAUUUGGUGGCAUUUAUUUAGACACGGAUACGGUCACACAACAGAGUUUCAAUGAUCUACCCGCCAAUUUUGCCGGCAACGAAAAACGAAGCCUUGCAAAUGGUGUGAUGGGAUUUGAUAGACAUGGUCGUAAAAUCUUAGAAUUGACUAUCAAAAAUAUGUUUGAUAACUUCGAUCCAUAUGUUUGGGGUAACACUGGGCCUCAAGUUCUGACUGGAACUCUUUUGAAAAUUUGUAAUGUGACUGAAGUUAGCGAUAUGAAGCCAGAAAUUUGUGAAGGAUUUAAUGUGAUGCCAAAAGAGGUGUUUUAUCCCAUACAUUAUUCGGAAUGGGAGCGAUACUUUGAUGCUGACCACUUGACUGAAUCAAUGGAAAAAAUCAAACAGUCGAUUGCGAUCCAUGUUUGGAAUAAACUUUCGUUGCAUCAACCGAUUUUGAAGGAUUUCAAAAAUAGCACAAUUAUCAAGAAAUACGGAACAAUGUUGACAAAGAGUUACAAGGCACUGAACCCAUAUGGAGAAACGGCGUACGGUGCCAUUGCUAAGAUGGAAUGUCCACAAGCCUAUGGAUCAUCAGGCGAUCUGUUUUGAAUUUGAUUAAUCAAAUUGAAAACAAGUUGAGAACAUUAGAGUCUUAGCAAGGCACAGAAUCUCAGAUUGUAACUCUGGAUUAAAUAUAAAUCGAUCGUCUCUUUUUUUUCUAUUUCGAGCGCUUUUUUUCUUCUUUCUUUUUUGCCACUGUUUUAGUUUAACCUACAUAAUGCAUCAGUUUAUCACAAGCUUUUUAGAAUUGUCAACCGAAACCCCAUCAAAAAAACUGACGUACAAAGAUAAAAAUAACCACGUUGUUUGACUAAACUAAUUUGUUUCUAAACUUAGUUCAUCUUUGACUAUUGAUUGUAUAUUUUCAAUGCUUUUUUUUUAAUCGAACCAAUUUUAACUGAAACGAUGGAAAAAAGAUGAGGACAAAACGAUAAAAUAAACAAUUUGCUCAUUUAAAAUAGUCCGUUUCAAUUGGAAUUUUCACGAGUGUGACGUUCGGAAUCAGUGAAAUAAUCUCAUUUCCAUUAAGUUUCUACACACGUUACUUUUUUUGUUCUUGUCCAGUAUCUCUUAUCAGAUCCAUUGAUGUUCUCAUCCGAUUCUCUCCGUCUAAGUUUCUUUGUUUUUGUUAGUUAGUUUGUUUUGUUCACACGGUAUAUACUAACAAAAUCGAUGAUGAGCGAUAAAGAAACACAUUAAUAAAACAAAUAUGUCGUAGUAAAAUUCAUUAAA
Sitodiplosis mosellana (orange wheat blossom midge) is the source of this 2095-nucleotide messenger RNA. Its product is annotated as lactosylceramide 4-alpha-galactosyltransferase-like. The transcript is spliced from 4 exons. The coding region runs from base 152 to 1411 and encodes 419 amino acids. The record is from RefSeq and is a predicted model, not a curated record. NCBI's taxonomy places the organism in Eukaryota, Metazoa, Arthropoda, Insecta, Diptera, Cecidomyiidae. Gene Ontology annotation, biological process: glycosphingolipid biosynthetic process. Gene Ontology annotation, molecular function: alpha-1,4-N-acetylgalactosaminyltransferase activity.